AAAAAGAGAGAGACAGAAAAAAGAAAAUAAAUAAAAAAGAAAGAAAUUUGGCAUUUUGCCGAGAUGUAACUUUUCCUUCCAAUAUCCGCUCAACAAUUUGCUUCUCAGAUCCGAGCGGAGAACAGGAUGGGAAAGGAAAACAGCGACUGGGCUGCAAGCCUCUGAUAGGGAUUUUUUUCAGUAAGCUAUUCUGGAUUUAUAUUUUUGAAUAAGUGACAGCAUCAUCUCCAGACGGCUUCACUCACACCACAAUGGAGAAGACAAAGUUUGCCAUCUUCCUUUUGGUCAUCUUUCUUUGUCUAGAGGGAGGAUCAGCCAAAGACAAAGGAGCCAAGAAGGGAAAAAAGAAAGGAAAGCAGGUUUAUUGUCCAUCAGAGCUGUCAUCUGAGGAUCUGGCUCGAGUCCCAGCAAAUACAACCAGUAACAUCUUGAACAGGUUACUGGUCAGCUACGAUCCCAGAAUAAGGCCCAACUUCAAAGGAAUUCCCGUGGAGGACAGAGUGAACAUUUUCAUCAACAGCUUUGGCUCGAUUCAGGAAACAACCAUGGAUUACAGGGUGAAUAUCUUCCUGCGGCAGCGCUGGAAUGACCCCAGGCUCAAAUUACCACAAGACUUCAAGUCAGAUUCUCUCACUGUUGAUCCCAAGAUGUUCAAAUGUCUCUGGAAGCCUGAUCUAUUCUUCGCUAAUGAGAAGAGUGCAAACUUUCAUGAUGUAACUCAAGAGAAUAUCCUCCUCUUCAUCUUCCGUAACGGAGAUGUCCUCAUCAGUAUGAGGUUGUCUGUUACCCUAUCUUGCCCAUUGGAUCUGACCCUGUUUCCAAUGGAUACGCAGAGAUGUAAAAUGCAACUUGAGAGCUUCGGCUACACAACAGAUGACCUGCAGUUCAUGUGGCAGACAGGGGACCCGGUCCAAAUGGACGCUAUUGCUCUCCCACAGUUUGACAUCAGACAAGAAGACAUUGAUUAUGGGAACUGCACCAAAUUCUAUGAAGGAACAGGGUAUUACACUUGUGUAGAGGUUAUCUUCACCCUACGGAGACAAGUGGGUUUCUACAUGAUGGGUGUUUAUGCCCCGACGCUGCUUAUAGUGGUUCUUUCCUGGCUGUCUUUCUGGAUCAACCCUGAUGCGAGUGCUGCCAGGGUUCCCUUAGGUAUCCUCUCUGUGCUCUCCCUGUCUUCUGAGUGCACCUCCUUAGCUUCAGAGCUGCCAAAAGUGUCCUACGUCAAGGCCAUUGACAUUUGGCUCAUUGCUUGCCUGCUGUUUGGCUUUGCCUCACUGGUGGAGUAUGCUGUGGUUCAAGUGAUGCUCAACAGUCCAAAGCACAUCGAGGCAGAGAAGGCCAGGAUAGCUUCCAAGGAGAAGGCUGCAGGAAAGAGUCCAGGUGUCAGGAACAACACCAUCAACGGGACUGGAGGGACACCUCUUCAUGUCAGCACCUUACACGUGGGUGAGACCCGCUGCAAAAAGGUGUGCACAUCCAAAUCUGACCUGAGGACCAACGAUUUCAGCAUUGUGGGCUCACUCCCGCGGGACUUUGAGCUGUCAAACUUUGACUGCUACGGGAAACCAAUUGACACCGGCUCUGCUCUUGGUAAAUCUCAGGCGAAGAACAAGAAACCGCCUCCUCCGAAGCCAGUGAUCCCAUCCGCUGCCAAAAGAAUUGACUUGUACGCCAGAGCACUGUUCCCUUUCUCCUUCCUCUUCUUUAACGUGAUUUACUGGUCCAUAUACUUGUGAUUACCCAAUACUAUUUUCCCAGUGCUGUAGUUUUAUUAGUUUUUUAUUGAUUGAACUAUAAAAAAAACCUACGUUUGAAAGUGAGCAUUCAGAGAAGUGAACGUUGCCCGUAAAUAAUUACAUCAGUAAAGAAAGUUAAAUAACUAUUUAUACAUUAAUUCCCACUUAAGCUAUUUCUGCAAAAUAUCUAAGAAAUAUAUAGUUUUAUUUUAUCUAGUGUAGGGGAAGCAGAACCUUAUUAUGAAUUACCUCAU
Messenger RNA from Cyprinodon variegatus (sheepshead minnow), 1993 nucleotides. It is a transcript of the gene glrbb, whose product is annotated as glycine receptor beta. The transcript has 10 exons. NCBI's taxonomy places the organism in Eukaryota, Metazoa, Chordata, Actinopteri, Cyprinodontiformes, Cyprinodontidae. The coding region runs from base 252 to 1739 and encodes 495 amino acids. Gene Ontology annotation, molecular function: transmembrane signaling receptor activity; neurotransmitter receptor activity; extracellularly glycine-gated chloride channel activity. The record is from RefSeq and is a predicted model, not a curated record. Gene Ontology annotation, biological process: signal transduction; chloride transmembrane transport; regulation of membrane potential. Gene Ontology annotation, cellular component: postsynaptic membrane; synapse; neuron projection.